Pyrenophora tritici-repentis Pt-1C-BFP is the source of this 1881-nucleotide messenger RNA. Lineage: Eukaryota; Fungi; Ascomycota; Dothideomycetes; Pleosporales; Pleosporaceae. The record is from RefSeq and is a predicted model, not a curated record.
AUGUCGAACCAGCCACGCUAUGGCGGCCAAUAUCAUCGCAAGCAUAGAAACGAAGAUAGCGCACCACUCAGAGCCAGCAAGGAAAUCCCUCGAGGUUUCCAGCAUGUGCCCUACUCGCCCGAGGCUGCUUCACGACCAAGGUGCCCCAGUUCGGAUUACGACACACCACCGUACCAGCCUGACGAGAGUCCUCCUUCCGAUUACGACCACUAUGAACAUCGAUCCAUGCCGAAAUACAUACCUAAAUCGCCCGCUCUGCAGUACAGGAACCGCUCUCCAGACCCAGACUCAGACUAUAUCGCCCCGCCUGGACCCCCCAGCGAUGACGAUGAUUAUAUUGACCAGCGCAAGUCAACCAAAGGUGUAUUUUCAGACGAGACUUCAAACUACAGUAAUCGUGAAUUUUCGAAAGGCAGGUCACCAGACCGCUACUCUGCCUCACGGGACCGCGAUGGCGCCCGGUUCAUAGAUGAUACCCCGCCACGCCAAACACGGCCAGACCGCCGAACUGUGAGAAAUAGCGGAUGGGAUAGCAAACCCAUCGUGGUGCGAAGUCGAGGAUUGAAGCCCGGAAAAUAUGAAGACUAUCAAGAAGCAAAGCAGUUUCUGGAGAGAUUCGAGCAGUUUGAGGCCCAGCUAGCCAAUCGACGCAACACGGGCCAUCGCCGCCGCGACGAGUACAGUCCGGAACGCUAUAGAGAUGAUAGAAGCCGCCUAAUGCGCUACAACUACAAUGACUACCAAGAAGCAAAGCAGUUCCUAGAGCGAUACCAAAAGCUCGAGGCUCAACGUGCGCAGCGAUCGCAACUUGAGUAUCGUCGCGACGAGGAAUAUAGUCCGGCCCGGUACAGAGGAGAUAGCCCGAGACGCUACAGAAACGACAACUCAAGUCCAGUUCGCUACAACAAGGGAGAUUACCACGAAGCGAAAGAAUUUCUUGAGAGAUACUGUACACUCAAUGCGCAGCACGCCAGGAGAUAUGAAGCCGCGCACCACAGCCCCGACGAGGACCCAUCAAUUCGCUACAGAGACAACGACGAGUACACGCCAAUCCGGUAUAGAGAUGAGGACUCUAGCCCCCCGAAUGUUUACAGAGAUGAAGACGACUACCCACCAAUCCGCUACCGAGGUGACUCCUCUAGCCCAAUCCCCUACCGAAACGCCGCUCCCAGUCCCAGACGACUCGCAGCGCGUCAACCUAGUCCCGAAAGACAACAAAUGCCAGGUUCCUUCUUCGAAGAGACUAACAUGUAUCCCGAACCCCCCUCGGAUAUUGCAUCGCAGCCCAGUGUAUCACCCCCUCUACCCCCAGCACCCUUCCCACCCGCACCUUUUCCACCAGCCCCCUCGGUCCCCGGCUCAGACAUCUGCUCCAUGCCGUCACUCCGCCACGGUAGCGCGUACGCCUCUUUUGACGAACACAGUAUCCAAGGUAGCGACUACGACAGCCUUCCCCCCUCGCGGCGUCACAGCCCUAGCCCUAGUCCUAGUCCCGCUCGUUCCGCAACCCGCUCCAUCGUCAGCACAAGCACCAGCAGCCACGCACACAACCGUCGUACCCGCUCCUACGACAGCGACGACAACGGUAUAGCAGAAGGAAGCGAUUAUCUACCCAGUGACAGCGAAAUCGACCCGGACGGUGAACACGACUCUUUGAGCGAUGACGACGGGAACGGGGUUGCGGAGGGAAGCGAUUAUCUGCCUAGUGAUGACGGUAGGAGGAGUGUGAGGGGUAAGGGUAGUGGGGUUUGCUCGAGGGCGGUGUCUGAUGUUGGCAGCGAUGAUGAUGAUUAUGACGAUGGGGAUUAUAUGAGUAGUGAUGGUGAGGAUAGGAUUGGUGGGAAGGAGAGGAUGAGUAUGGCGGGGGCGUGGGUGUCGUAG